Messenger RNA from Prosopis cineraria, 1359 nucleotides. Its product is annotated as probable nucleoredoxin 1. Gene Ontology annotation, molecular function: thioredoxin-disulfide reductase (NADPH) activity. The transcript has 4 exons. The coding region runs from base 36 to 1109 and encodes 357 amino acids. Lineage: Eukaryota; Viridiplantae; Streptophyta; Magnoliopsida; Fabales; Fabaceae. The record is from RefSeq and is a predicted model, not a curated record.
UCGAAUAUUCCAGAAAUUAUAGUGGGAAGAAGAGCAUGUUCUCAUCCUCAGUGAUAAUCAGUAAUACAAAAUUACGGACCCAGAUUGAAGUUAGAGAGACUAUUUUUCAGAAAGAUUGUGCAGGGCUGCUUUCAGAGCUAGUUUCAGUGACGGAAAUGGCUGGUGCUGAUAAUGUCGCCCAUGAUAUUCAAUCUAUCCUCUCUUCUUCGGGGAGGGAUUAUCUCGUUCGGAACAACGGCGAUCAGGUACAAAUUGAGAGCUUGAAAGGGAAGAAAGUUGGUUUAUAUUUUUCAGGAUCUUGGUGCGGCCCCUGCCGACGAUUCACCCCUACUUUGGUGGAGUUGUACAAUGAAGUCUCUCCUAAAGGUGACUUUGAGAUCAUUUUUGUGUCGGCUGAUGAAGAUGAAGAUUCCUUCAACGGUUACUUUUCAAAGAUGCCAUGGCUUGCUGUCCCAUUUUCUGAUUCCGACACGCGCAGUAGCCUCGAUGAAUUGUUCCAAGUGCAGGGGAUUCCCCACCUCGUGAUUCUGGACGAGAAUGGGAAAGUCGCCACUGAAGAUGGAACUGAGGCCAUUAACGAGCACGGCGUUGCUGCAUACCCUUUUACAGCUCAGACCCUUGAAUCUAUUCUAGUUUCUGGAGAUCUAGAUUUUGUCUUGGGGAAAGAUGGGGUCAAGAUUCCAGUGUCAGAUUUAGUGGGAAAGACAGUCCUCCUAUACUUCUCAGCUCAAUGGUGCCCACCAUGCCGUGCAUUUCUACCAAAGCUUAUAGAAGCAUAUCACAAGAUCAAGGCCAAGGACAAUGCACUUGAAGUCGUCUUCAUAUCCAGUGACAGGGACCAGGCCUCGUUUGACAAAUUCUUUGCUGAAAUGCCAUGGCUGGCGCUUCCUUUUGGAGACUCUAGGAAGGCAUUCUUAGGUCGCAAGUUCAAGGUGCAAGGCAUUCCCAUGUUGGUGGCCAUCGGACCUAGUGGCCGAACCAUCACGAAAGAAGCCAGAGGACUCAUCACGCUUUAUGGUGAUGAAGCCUAUCCUUUCACUGAGGAAAGGGUGAAAGAACUUGAGGCAGCAGCUGAAGAACGACGUGCAUUGGAGGGAAGAGAAAUCUAAACAAGGUCCCAAUGAGGAAGAUGAGAAUAAGAAAGAUUUGGGGUUUGGGAUAUAGAAGUUUGCACUAUAGCCUAAAUAAAAGUUAAGAGUGAAGUUUGCACUAAAGUUAAGAGUGAAGUUUGCCCCUAGGCCUCUUGUGUGUAUCUCUUGUGUGUAUUUCAGAGUUUGUAUGAUGUUGUGUUGGAUUUUAAUGUUAUAAAUAAACACUAGAGUAUGCCCCUGUACGAUGUACAGGUAUACUUAAGCUUUA